Molecule: messenger RNA, 912 nt
Organism: Trichoderma gamsii
Lineage: Eukaryota; Fungi; Ascomycota; Sordariomycetes; Hypocreales; Hypocreaceae
Exons: 4
Coding region: 1-912 (303 amino acids)
Molecular function (GO): hydrolase activity
Source: RefSeq, a predicted model, not a curated record
AUGCCUGUCACUAAGAGUAUCGGGUUCCAAACUCGGGACGGCCUUACCUUGAGGGGACAACUCACCUUGAUGGACAAGCCAAAUGCGCCGCUGCUUAUUAUGAUUUCCCCAUUUGGCGUAACAAGUGCACACUUGAUGAAUACGCAAUCGAAGGUUUUUAACAAUGGUGGAUUUGCCACAUUAACUUAUGAUCCGCGAACAUUCGGCAAAAGCGACGGACUGCCAAGGCAACACAUUAAUUUUGAGAAGCAGUCAGAGGACGUUUUCGAUGCUGUGACGUACGCAACAUCAUUAACGCCAGAAGUGGACGCAAAUCGUAUCGCUCUCCUCGGGGGUGGUCAUGGUGGAGGGAUUGCCAUCCGAGAAACGGCAGUUGAUCCAAGAGUUAAGGCUGUCAUCUUGCAGGUUCCAGGCCUAUCAGGAGCCAUGGAUGCGCAAUUCUAUCCUCCUGGAUUGCUAGAGCAAUCGAGAGCAGCGGUGACCGAGUUUUCAGAAAAAUCUACAAGAAAACAGGAAUACAUCCAGUUAUUCCCUUCAACUGCCGAAGAAGCCUCCACAAACCCGCCAAAAGUACUGCUGCCAGGGCCUCCGCUGUUUGAGUUCUACAAAUUUCUUCAGACGAUUACUGACGGCAAAGAUGUUGACUGGGAAAACAAAGUCACCCUGGAAAGCGCCUAUUACAAUUUUAUUAAUGAAUUCCAAGCAUACUUACCAAGAGUUGCGCCUACUCCUCUCUUAUACGUAGCUCCUAGUGGGGAUCUCCCUGCUGAGCCCCAUGAGGAAGCAUACGCGACAGCCAACGAACCAAAGGAAUUCUAUAAGAUUGAGCCAUUCGAUUUCGCAGGUUACAUGUAUGGAGGUGCAAAGAAAACACAGAUGGAUAUUGAAGUCAAGGGAAAAAUACUAGGCUAG